Dibothriocephalus latus is the source of this 486-nucleotide messenger RNA. The record is from the annotation of a GenBank genome assembly. Lineage: Eukaryota; Metazoa; Platyhelminthes; Cestoda; Diphyllobothriidea; Diphyllobothriidae.
AUGGACUUGCUCAUAAAGGGUGUUGUAUUCCCCGUGAAACUGCGCGUUGUCUACGCGCUGGAAGAACCUCGUGCCAGAAGGGUCCACUGUGAAACCUGUGGCACUGACUUCUGCUUCGCCUGUGGCAUGGAGUAUCACGCUCCCACAGACUGUGAGACAAUUAAACGGUGGCUGCAAAAGUGCCGUGACGACUCGGGAACCGCCACCUACAUGGCCGCGCACACUAAGGACUGUCCCCAGUGUGGAGUAUGUAUAGAAAAAAAUGGUGGCUGCAAUCACAUGCAAUGCUCAAAAUGCCACUACUCCUUUUGCUGGGUCUGUUUGGGACCAUGGCAAACCCACUCUGCUCAGUUCUAUGUCUGCAGCAAGUACAUGGAGAAUGCAGACCUGGCUAAGGAAUCAGCUCGAAACAGGGCUCGGGAAUAUCUGAAACGCUACUUCUUCUACUACGAGCGGGUAAGUACAGUAGGUGAUCUAACGUACUGA